CAAACUCGAUUCAACCCUCUUUUCUUACUGGAAUUCCAUUCUUAUGCUUCGGGAUGGAGAAUAGUGAGAACACUGAGAAGUCAAAGGAGGGGACAAACUCAGGCACAAUAGCUGCAGCAGAUAAUACAACAAAGAACACGACUGAUGGAAGCACAAAUGCAAAAUCAGACCAAGCAAAGAGCAACGCUGCCACUGCUAUUGGUGCUACCCGACCAUCCCUUUCAGUCCAAAGAAAACCCAUGAAACGCAAGGUAUGGGUAUGGAAAUUUUUUGAUGAGUUUACUGAUGAGAAUGGUAAGACUAGGGCUUGGUGUCAUUUCUGUGAUUGUGAUUUGGCUGCUGAGUCUAGAACCAAUGGAACUACUCCAUUGAAAAACCAUUAUAAUAGCUGCAAAAUGAAUCAUGUUAAUGUUAUGGUUCAACAGAUUUUACUUAACUUCCAAAAAGUGUUAGAGGUUGAUGAUGUAGAUGGUAGAGAAGUAACUCAAUUGACAACAACAUCACGAAAAUUUGAUGAACAAGCUGUUAGGAAAGUAUUAGCUAAGAUGCUUAUUGUUGAUGAGCUUCCAUUUUCCUCUGUUGAACAUCCUGGAUUUGUAAAGUUCUGUCAAGUAGCUUGUCCUUUAUUUAAUAUCGCAUCUCGUAGGACUAUCACAAGAGACAUUUUAAGCAUUUACUCUAACAUGAAAGAGGAUUUGAAAACAUAUUUUAAGAAUGGAAACCAAAGAGUAUCUUUAACAACUGAUACAUGGACAUCACUACAAAGGGCUUCUUAUAUGUGUGUGACUGCUCAUUGGAUUGAUGCUAAUUGUUGGUUGCGAAAAAAAAUUCAGAGUUUUGUUCCUGUUGAUAGUCAUAAAGGUGAUGCUUUAGGUGACAUGCUUGAGAGAUGUCUUAGAGAGUGGGGGAUAGAUAAAGUGUAUUGUGUUACUUUAGACAAUGCUAGUGCGAAUGAUGGACUGGUUAGACACUUAAAAGGGUGCUUGCAAAAGUGGGGAACUAGUAUUCUUGGAGGGCAAGAUUUGCACAUGAGGUGUGCUGCCCACAUUAUAAAUUUGGUGGUUAAUGAUGGAUUCAAAGAGAUGCAACCAUCUGUUAAUGCUGUUAGGGCUGCAGUACGAUAUGUGAGGGAAAGUCCAAUGAGGCAGAAACUGUUCUUUGAAUGUGCAAAGUUUGAGAAGAUUGAAUGUGAAAAGAUGUUGUCUCUAGACACUCCAACUAGAUGGAAUUCCUUGUACUUGAUAUUAGAAGUUGCUGAAAAGUAUGAGCUUGCAUUUGGUAGCUUUGCAAGAAGAGAUGCUCACUAUGAGGAUGCUUUAGAUCAUGCUAUUCCAACUCAUGAGGAUUGGGAGAAUUGCAGAAAAUUAGUGGAUUUCUUGGGGCACUUCUACUGUAUGACCUUGAAGGUGUCAGGAAAUUGGUAUGCCACUUCAAACCUUUACUUUCUAGAAAUUUGUUCACUUGAUGCAUUGUUAAAAGAAUGGGAGGAGUUGAGUGAUAUAGAUUUGGUCAUGCUUACAAUCAAAAUGAGAGACAAGUUUGACAAAUAUUGGGAAACUCCAGUUGAAAUGAAUAAGAAUAUAUUUAUUGGAAUGGUGUUGGACCCUAGAUACAAAUUAGAUAAAUUUGGGCAGCUAGUGAAGGAUGAGACUUAUAAGCUAUUUGAGGAGAAUAAGAAAAGGAUACAGGGAGUGGGAACUGGCAGUAGCAAUAGCAAAUCCCUUUCCAAUUCCAAUGUAAAUUCUUCCGGUGAGAAUUCAGUUUCUAGUGUCACUGCUGGUGGUUCAAGUGUCUCAACAAGUGUGGAGAUGAAUCCAUCACAAAGAUGGCAAGAGAAAAUGAAGAUGAAAUACAAGAAGUAUAACAAUGACAAUGGUGCUACCAGUGAACAAUCUGAACUAAAUAAGUACUUGGCAGAAGCUGUUGAAAAGGACAACCCAGAUCUAAACAUUUUAGCUUGGUGGAAGCUGAACUCACCUAGAUUUCCCGUUCUUGGUGCAAUGGCUAAGGACGUAUUAGCUGUGCGAAUAUCAACUGUGGCCUCGGAGUCUUGUUUUAGCACUAGUGGUCGUGUGCUUGAUGCUUUUAGAAGCUCUUUAACACCAAAAACAGUUCAGGCUUUAAUCUGUGCUCAAGAUUGGUUGAAGCCAAAGGGAAAUCUUGUAUUCGAUGAGGAAGAUUUAGACAACCUGUUAAACAUUGAACCAUGUGUUGAGAAGCUUGGUUUGGAGGUAACUCUGUUGGGAUGUUAGCAUGAACAUGUUUGUUAUUUUUAGAUUACCUUAAUUUCCAAUUAUAUAUUCUCUUUUAUGCUCUAGGAUUUGACAUUUACCUUUGAAUCUUUUUUUAUAAACAGAUUUUCUUUUUGGACAAUGGAAGGCAGAAGCUACUGAAUGUGGAUACUCUGAUGUUGGCUAACUUUAUUGUGUAGACUGCAGACUGCAAAGUGCUGACUUUUUUUUAGUUUAAGUGAGAUAAUGACUUCUUUUUAGUUUAAGUCAGAUAAUCACUUCUUUUGGAACAAUACUUUGCAAUAGUUAGAUAUUUGCAUAGAUAGUUUGGUUGGUGCUUGUGGUUAAUUGCUAAAUGGUUUUUUGAAUCUUUUGAUAUCAUAUAGGCAUAUAGCACAUUAGCAGUUGUAAAUUGUUAUAUUUUGUUCUAGCAUACUAGCAGGCUAGUAGACUAGCAACUUUAAUCUGUUCUGUUUGUGUAUUUUUGAUUUAGCACUGGCACCAACCAAGUUAAUGAAAAAUGAAAUUGAAUGAUCCAUCAUAGAUUGUUUAUUAUAAAUUUAUAGUGUUUGA
Messenger RNA from Rubroshorea leprosula, 2804 nucleotides. The record is from the annotation of a GenBank genome assembly. Lineage: Eukaryota; Viridiplantae; Streptophyta; Magnoliopsida; Malvales; Dipterocarpaceae.